AGGGUAUAUGAUCUUACUUAGACCUAGUCGAAGGAUCAAGUCGUAACUUCUGUAGAAUUUCUGUGACUUCCCAUAAGAAUUCAAUAAAUAUCUUCUGUACUUCCUUCCACAAUGACUCUUUCAGCAACAACUACCACGCGAUCCUCAGGACGAUAUUCCCUCAAAACCAGUAUGGAUUCAUCACAAGAUAAGGAAGAGCGCAAGCGCGAGUAUAAUCGUCUUGCUCAGAGAGAAUUCCGCCGCAGAAGAAAGGAACAUCUCAAGAACCUCGAGCAAGCACAAAAGGAGCAAAGCUCUGAGCAAUCGGAAGAGAUCGAGCGUCUACGGUACCAGAAUGACGAACUGAGGAGGGAGAACGAGGCACUACGAGCACAGAUCUAUGGAUCGUCGUCUUCAUCAAGUCAUCUCAUGUCUGGAUCCAUCAACGUCCCAUCCAUCUCCGACGCGCGCCAAUACUCUCUCUCCCCAUCACUCUCAGGCACAUCUAUGUCAGGCACUGGGAGUCCUCCAGCUACUAUGGCUUCAGACAUGAUGCCAAUGGCGGCUCUAUCACUAACAUCGUCGAUGUUGACACCUCCGAUGCAAGCUUAUGCCGACCCUUCUGCGUUGUCAUCUCAGCCAUACUCUAUGGUACAUCCAUCCGGACUCCGUCAUAAUUCACAAAGCUCACCUGAGUCAUCAGGGUUCCGAAGUUCUCGAUCUACAAUGGGACCCUCUUUUCAGUCUCUGAAUCUCUCCCAGUCGGUCGAGGCAGCAGCACCCCUGGUGCCAGGCCAACAAAGAAGAUCCAGUGGUCAACCACCGACUAUGGUGAUGGUUCCAUACGAUCGAAACAAAGCCAAGAACGAGAUCCUGGACCUCUUUCGACCACUCUACUCUGAUCCUUCAGUCACAAAUGACUCCUCGCGCCACCUCACCGUUCUGCGAACCAUGAGCGAAACCCUCCCACCCUCUCUAAAACCGAGUAAAGCCCAGCUCGAGACUCCUCACUACUACGGCAUCGACAUGAUCGCAUCCUCAUCGCUGCGAGAGCGCCUCAUGACAGUCACCACCGAGGUAGCGCGCAGUUUCUGCGCAGACCUAGGCAUCAUCGGUGGUGAGCGGGACGAGGUGGGGCAAGUUAUCAUCUGGGGCGACGAACCGCUGAAUGAGAUGUCGUGGGAGCUUUCUCAGCCUCUGCUUGAGCGGUGGGGAUGGUUACUUGGGACGGGGUGGACACAGAGGGCUAAUUUCUGGAGGAGACAGAGAGGUGCUCCGUUGUUGACGGAGUGGUGAUGAUUAUUACUACGGGAACACGGUUUGGGAGGAAAUGAAUGCAUAGCGAAGGGCGUUUUUUCCCAUGUACAGUACAGAUAGCAAGCAAUCAAGCAGAUUAUGAGCCAUGUCCUCAAAGAAGAGAAACGCGGAAAACUAGCAAUCCAAAUUCCCUCUCUCCCUCUCUCUCAAAACGCAGAAUAUUCCUCUUUCCGUAAUCCAAACGCGCCAUCGAAGAUCGUCAAUGACACAACUGGCACCUCUCACUCACUCACGGACCGCAUGGGACGAAAAUCUACAGUAGUGGGUGGGGUAUUGUCCGUGUCCGUCCGUAUUCCCUCCUCUCCCAAAACUCAAAAUUCCGCUUGAUAGAUACUACAGUCCUCGCGCAAGCAAAACAAGGAAAACGCCACAACCCUCUCUCUCUCUCUUUUCUGCACUGCAUCGAAGAUCAUGUCAGCAGCAUCAUACGGGGGGCUAUCUCUCAUUGGGAAUAGAGCAGCGUA
Molecule: messenger RNA, 1760 nt
Organism: Mollisia scopiformis
Lineage: Eukaryota; Fungi; Ascomycota; Leotiomycetes; Helotiales; Mollisiaceae
Exons: 4
Coding region: 112-1275 (387 amino acids)
Biological process (GO): regulation of DNA-templated transcription
Molecular function (GO): DNA-binding transcription factor activity
Source: RefSeq, a predicted model, not a curated record